ACAGCUGUUUUUGACAGCUGCAUUAGAUUUGCAAAGCAACACGUCUGCAAUGUUUUCAUUUUGAGUCAUAACACGGAAAACUAGUUCGAAUCUCUACAAAAUGGGCAAAAAAUCUGCCACCAAAGUGUUUUGUUGAAGCUAUUUUUAAAGAGAAACUUAACUACAACGACUAUAAUUACAAUGGAGUUAACGUUGGAUAAAAAGUUACAGAGUUUCCAACUUAUUGCACAAGAAAAACUGCAGGCCAUUAUUUGCUCAAUACCUGGCAAAAAAGACCUUAUCAUAGAACAUACACUGAUUAAACCUUUGGAGCAUGUCUGUGCUGCAUCCUGGCUGAAGUUAAAGGGUAUACAACGGAUCUUCAAAUUCGAUGAAGAUCAUAUUAUACCUCGUACAGCAGAAAAUCAAGUGCACAUUUACCUAAUACACAGCAGAUUAGAAACAUUUCAACAUGUAGUGCGGCACAUACUCGAAUUAGAACGUCAAGAGCCCACCGAUCUCGAAGCAAAUGUGAAAAAUUUUCAUAUCAUUUGUGUACCCAGCUGCUUUACUCACUUUCAUGUUUUGCUGGAGGAGGAAGGACUUUACGGUUUGGUGCAGCUCCAUCGUUAUAACUGGGAUUUUAUCAACCUCGAUCAAGGUAUACUCAGUAUGGAGGUACCAAAUGUUUUUUCAACGGUAUAUUUGCGCAAGGACACAUCUUUGCUACCAGCCGUAGCACAAUCGUUACGUGUAUUACAAGCUGUGUGCGGGCGACCUGAAUUGGUACUCACUUUCGGUGAAAAUUCUGCGAAUUUAGUGAAAAUGUUAUACAAACUUGGCAAGCUUGACCAUGACACCAUCAAGGAACCGUCGCCAGAUUUCGCUUGCAUGCUCAUUAUCGAUCGUGAUAAGGACUAUGCUUCAAGUUUACUUACACCGGCUAUUUAUGCCGGCCUGUUACUUGAAGUUUUUAAUAGGCGCGCUGCCGAAAUUGAACUGCAAGCGAGUUCAAAUAAAAUUUCCCGUCAAAAAUUAGCAAUAUUUCAACUACCUCAUCGUGUGGAUCAACAAAAGCUGAAUGAAAAGCCACCAGUUGAAAAGCCAAGAGCCGGAAAACUGCCUAGUAUACGUAUGAACGCAUUGAGCGAUGAAAUAUAUGGCGAAAAUCGUUACAAACAUUUUGCACAAGCCAGCAGUCAGAUACGCGCGCAAGCAAAAGCAAUAGGCUUGGAAGUGCAAAAAUUUAACGACAUGAAGCUCGACGAAAUGCACGACUAUGUGGCACGCAAGUUGCCCAAAGUUACAGAGCUGAAAGCGAAGGUUAUGCGUCACCUGAACGCGAGCGAACAAGUCAUCGAAAUGUUAGGAGGGAACUUUCGACGUGUACAAUCACUGGAAGAGGACAUACUCAACAACGUUUCACGUAAACGCAUACUCAACGAAAUCGAUGAGCUGCUUACAUCUGAUGGUCAGCAAUAUAAUACUCUACGCUUACUUUGCCUACUACACCUCUGUGCUGGCAUAAGCUCUGAUGAGAUAAUACAAUUUGCGCGCAACUACUGUAAUUACUUUGGCCAGCAGCAUUUGGUUGUUUUUCAACAAUUGGCAAUGGCUGGGCUACUGCCUGUGGCAUGGGAAGAGGAGAAAGCAAACACACCAGCCAAGCUGCUGUCAAACCUGCCCAUACCGAAAUUUCAACAAACCGAAUUUCAAGCGAAUGCUAAUCGUCUCAGACUGAUGGCGUCGUCUGCUGGUGCUGAGCCGCCACCGAGUGCUGGAGCAGCGAGUGCCGGUGUCGGUAAUAAUUCAGCAAGUCCAUCUGCCGGCUGUGCUAGCUAUGUGUUCAACAAUCUAUAUAUUCCCAUUGCAGCACAGCUAAGUUCGUACCUGCUGAAAGCGCAAUCUUCAGAAGAAUUCGCCACCAAAGUAGGUAUGGUGGACAAAUUGCUCAUGCACCUACCUGAUGGCACCGCAAUCAGCGCGAAAUCACACGCCAAUUCUGUCAAGCUGAAUGAGUUAAAGGAUAUCUUCCCCAUGCGUAAGCGCAACCUCUUUGUCUUCGUUCUUGGCGGAAUGACGUAUGCAGAGAUCGGUGCCUGUGAUUUGAUUUCCCGCAUUACAGGUUCGCAAAUUAUUAUGGGCGCUGACGCAAUUAUAACCGGUGGGGAUCUUAUUGCAGGUGCUUUCUGACACAACUCGAAUAAACGCAGAAUUCUCACACAAAAGACACUAUUAUUAUUAUUUAAGUCGAUAUUACGAAUUUGUAUGUAACACUAUUUUUUAAUAAAAAUUGC
Messenger RNA from Rhagoletis zephyria (snowberry fruit fly), 2276 nucleotides. RefSeq names its product vacuolar protein sorting 33B (gene Vps33B). Gene Ontology annotation, biological process: vesicle-mediated transport. The record is from RefSeq and is a predicted model, not a curated record. NCBI's taxonomy places the organism in Eukaryota, Metazoa, Arthropoda, Insecta, Diptera, Tephritidae.